Messenger RNA from Thelazia callipaeda (thelaziosis nematode), 633 nucleotides. Lineage: Eukaryota; Metazoa; Nematoda; Chromadorea; Rhabditida; Thelaziidae. The record is from the annotation of a GenBank genome assembly.
AUGAUACUGGUUUGCUGCAAAAAGCAUAUGACAGCUCGAGGUUUACGAGUUUUACGUCAAAAAACAGGUAUAGACGAGUUCAAUUUAGCAGUUCUUUUUACUGGUUUAGCAACUGUAUACUUAUUAGCUGGUGAAGAAGCUCAAACACUUGCAAAUUCUAUUCUUACAAUAACACCAAUUUUACUUACGUACGUUUAUCCAAAAACUCUCAUUUCAGCAUCAGAUGCUAAUCCAAUGUUACACAAUUCUCACUUCAGAAUUGAUGAUCUAACAGUUGGUAACAUUGACAGUUUAUCUACCAAUUAUAAUCCACAUGAUCUAGCAUUUGAACCAACGAAAAAUUUAGUUUUCAAUGGCCCAUUCGACUACGAGAAUCUUACGUAUUUUAUACGUAUUCGUAAUACAUCAACUAAGCAUAUCGCCUUUGCGAUUAAAAGUAACGCUAUACCACGUGUUUUGGCAGCACCUCCUUGCGGCAUUUUACCACCAAAACACAAACGUGAUAUCGCCAUUGAUAGCUUUGAUCCGAGCGUAGUAGAAAAUGAUCGACUAGCAUUUGAAUAUGUAUUUUGUCCACCCGAAACAGAGAAAUUUAAAUUCAAACUGCUGCAGGUAACGAAUUUAAUAUUAUAA